AUGUGCUACUUACGCCCUACAGAGGCAUGUAAAGAGCCACAGGUCAAAGAACAUGUCAAGAGAUUUGUUAUGGAAGCUUUCUAUGUCGACAACUGCCUGGACAGUGUGCCAACUAGUGAAGAUGCUAGAGCCUUGCUCCAUGAUAUCGGGAAUCUGUUGGAUGAUGGAGGAUUUCAUGUUCGACAGUUGACCAGUAAUGAUGCUUCUGUUGUGCAAGAUGUCCCAUCCGAGGACCGUUCAGAUUCGUGUGAGAUGUGGCUGAACAGGGCUGGAGAGGAUCAGUCUGAGAGAACCUUAGGCGAGCAGUGCAAGGACAACCAGCACUGUUCAGACUGUGACAGAAGUACAGGACGUUGCCUCACAGACUGUGACACUGGCUAUUUUGAUAGGAAAUGCAGGUCCAUGUGUAACAAGAACUGCAGAAACCGCUCACGCCAGUUGUCAAGCUCUGGCUCAGGUGCUUGCACUGAGGGUUGUGUCCCUGGAUAUCAAGGUCCUGGGUGCAGCAUACGCUGUGGCAGUCCAGGAGGUACCUGUGUAGCAUGUCCAGGUGGGUGUGAUGGAGGAUAUUGUCAGCUGGGCUCCUCCUGUGUGUCUGGAUGUGUAGACUCCUACUAUGGGACUGACUGUAAGACUUGUUCAAGUAGAUGUAAGUCCUGCAACAGGAUGACAGGAUUGUGCAAGGAGUGCCGCCCAGGAUAUUUUGGUCCGAACUGUGCAUAUUUCUGUGAUCAUUGCCUAGGAUCGUGUGCACAUGGAUGCGCAGAGGGCUGUCUUCCUGGAUUCUAUGGCACUUUCUGCGACAAGAAGUGCAGUGAACAAUGCGGACUGGACUCCAACAUUUCUACUAGCAAGCCUCUACAGACAUCCAAGGCUGGUUUACGUGACUGCCAAAGAGACAGUGGGGAUUGUAUCGACGGGUGUGAAGAGGGCUGGCAUGGUCAACAGUGCUCUUCCCCAUGCAGUCCUAACUGCAUCAACAAACGAUGCAAGUCUACAGGCGACUGUGUAGAUGGUUGUGUACCUGGACACUUCGGCAGAGACUGUAAACCCUGCCCUGUCAACUGCCUUCACAACAUGUGUCACUCGGACAGCGGGAAGUGUACAGACGGAUGUACACGUGGCUUCUAUGGUGGACUCUGCCAGUACACGUGUGAAGUAUGUCUUGAUGGUGUCUGUGAUCAGAAGACUGGCACCUGCACAAUAGGCUGCCACCUGACUGGACCGAAGUGUGAUUCUACCUGUACUUUCAACUGUUCUGUAGCGGAAUGCCUGAAAGUGGAACACUGCAAUCAAGAGGACACCAGCGGUAUACAGAUAGCCACCUUAUCGACAUCGUUAAUUCUAUUGGUGGUAGGCAGCAUGGUGUCAGUGGGGAUCUGUUGCCGCAAGCGUGUGGCGAUGCCAAGAGAAGGUCCACAGGAGAGAGAGCUGGAUGACAAGCAGGUACCACAACCGGGAGACAAUGAGGAGCCCGAGUCGGAAAAGAUAUACCAUGAAAUUGAUGCAAAGGAGAUGGGCCCUGAGAUUGUGUUUCUAUAGGAACCUACAUUCUAUGAAAUAGAUGUGAACGACAUCAAAUAGUGGUGUUGUGUUGGCUCAAACACUUUCACUUUCGAUGUGGGACAUCUGUAGUUGUUGGUUCAAGCUGUUUCUUUCUUGUGAUAUAUCUACAGACCUUGGCGCCCUUAGUUGUGUCCCUUAGUUGUGUCAGGAUUCGGUUAUCGUUGGUUCAGAUUCCAGCAUCACUUCCGGGUAUAUUGGUUCACAAGGGGGUCAACGGUAUGGUGGGUUUGUUUUUAUGUUUGUUGUUAAACGCUACACUCAAUA
This is a messenger RNA of Haliotis rufescens (red abalone), 1830 nucleotides long. RefSeq names its product multiple epidermal growth factor-like domains protein 10. NCBI's taxonomy places the organism in Eukaryota, Metazoa, Mollusca, Gastropoda, Lepetellida, Haliotidae. Gene Ontology annotation, molecular function: scavenger receptor activity. The transcript has 4 exons. Bases 1 to 1542 code for a protein of 513 amino acids. The record is from RefSeq and is a predicted model, not a curated record.